Caenorhabditis remanei is the source of this 795-nucleotide messenger RNA. RefSeq lists its product as uncharacterized. The transcript is spliced from 4 exons. The coding region runs from base 1 to 795 and encodes 264 amino acids. The record is from RefSeq and is a predicted model, not a curated record. NCBI's taxonomy places the organism in Eukaryota, Metazoa, Nematoda, Chromadorea, Rhabditida, Rhabditidae.
AUGUUACUCAUCAAUAUGGUUGCCAUGGGGAUGUCUACAUUCGGAACGACUACAAAUGGUGGAUUGCCAGGAGGAAUAUUCCGAAAAUGUAAGAAACGGGGAAGAAAAAAUAAGAACGAAGGUGUAUCAGUAGAGGAAAAAUAUGUUGAAAUCUUGAACCAGAGCCCACAAAACCAAACUACCAUCUCGGCGAGCGGCUACGCGACCGGUGGUCUCUUCCUCUUCUUUCCUCGCGAUUCACAUGGUAUCGAUCCACGCGGUCACGCCGUCUGGGUUCCGGAGACAUUGAGUAGUCUGUAUCGGAGUAGUAAUGACGUCUUCGACGCGGUCUUGAAUCAUCCGAGUAAGACUAUUCAGAGUCAAAAGUGCUUUCCGAGGACGAAUAUCUCCGGUCGUGUCGUCUACGUGGCGAUGGUGAUCUGGAGUACGAUCUCCCACUGCCCAUCUCGACGUCCUCGAUCCUUGGAUGGUACGGUGGCGGCGGUGUCGGCAUUCUUGGCCGCGGCGGUGUCGGCGCUCUGGGAUGGUUUGGAUCAUUCCAACUCGAGGGCCUUCUUGAUAGAGAUUAGUGGACAACGUCUGAUGAAAUCUCCGCAUGCCCAUUUGGCAUAUCGGGCUUUCCAUCUGGAGACGAAGUUUCUGACUUCUGGAACAGCUUUCACGACGAUUUCCAUGUCCUCCUCCACUUCAACUUCAACUGGAGCUGCUGGACUCUCCACUUCUGGAGCCGCCACUGGAACUUCUGGAGCCGGUGCUGGAUUUGAAGCAUCUGGAGCAGCGUCCUCCAUAACUUGA